Molecule: messenger RNA, 2139 nt
Organism: Diospyros lotus (date-plum)
Lineage: Eukaryota; Viridiplantae; Streptophyta; Magnoliopsida; Ericales; Ebenaceae
Exons: 6
Coding region: 213-1859 (548 amino acids)
Source: RefSeq, a predicted model, not a curated record
CUUUUGAGAUUCUCUGGGUUUUAUUUUAUUUGUGCGGAAACUUGGAGCAAAACCGGACGCGUCAUCGAUGCCCUAGACUGGGGAUCCACUAGGGUUUCGAAUUCCUAAUUCCAAAUUCCAAAACAAGCUCAAAGAAUUUUCUGUCUACUCUCCAUUCUCUGUUCUCGUUGCGGUGUGUUUGGGAGGAGUUCGAAUCCGUGGUGUUCAAGCUGAUGGUUCAGUUGAGGAGAUCGGUUUCGAGUUUUCAGCCGGACCCAAGCGCGGCUAGCGUUGGCGGUAAUUUUCCAGUGAAACUGCAGAUUGAGGACUUGUUGGAGAGCGAACAGGCUCCCCUCCAUAAGCGAGCCAAGUGCUCCACGCCUUUGAACGAGUGGAGCACUGGAAACAAUGAGUUCCCUGUCCCACCUUCACAUUACAAUCCACUUGAUGAGCCUAGUCCUUUAGGCUUGCGCCUGAAGAAAAGCCCCUCAUUGUUGGACUUGGUACAAAUGAUGCUCUCCAAAGGUAAUACCUCUUCCAUUGCUUCUGCACCAAGUGAAAAAUCAAGAGACAAGAAGGAUGCCAAGGGCUCCAAUGCUUCUUCUACUGCUGAAAAACUGAAGGCCACAAAUUUUCCAGCCAUGCUUUUAAGGAUUGGAAACUGGGAGUUUUUGUCAAGAUUUGAAGGUGAUUUGAUAGCAAAAUGCUACUUUGCUAAGCAUAAACUUGUCUGGGAAAUCCUUGAGGGCGGCCUGAAGAGUAAAAUAGAGAUCCAAUGGUCAGAUAUCAUGGCUUUGAAGGCGAAUUGUCCUGCUGAUGGACCUGAAACUUUGGCUGUGACGCUGGCUAGGCCUCCACAUUUUUGUAAGGAGAUCAACCCGCAGCCUAGAAAGCACACCUUAUGGGAUGCAUGUGAAGAUUUCACUGAUGGACAAGCCAGUAUACACAGGCAACAUUUUCUGCAGUGUGAACAAGGCCUCCUAAAUAAACACUAUGAGAAAUUAAUCCAGUGUGACAUGCAUCUCAAUCUUGUUAGCCAACGACCUGAAAUGGGUUUAGAUUCGCCAUAUUUUUUGGUACAAGGUUCUGUUCCUAAGGAUUCAAAUGAAUCCAUAAUUCAGAAAGUUGAUGAAUUGGAGACCACUAAAGGAUCUUCCUUGUCUGGCUUUCAUCAUGUACCGUCCAUAUCAUUGUCUUGCUCUUCAAAAUUUGAACAGCAGGAUUCCGUUGGUGUAAUGCUGGACUAUUUGUCUCGAGAAGCGCCUCUUCCUAGCUCAGUGAUGGACCUGCAUGGAAUUGAUGGGAAUAAAAGUCGCGGAGGAGCUCGCUCUCUGGCACAACAGGAUCAGGAACAGUUAAAAAAUUCAGGGCUCCAUCCCUCCAUGUCCAUGAGUGAUCUUGUGAACCGCAUUGGAAAUUGUAUUUCAGAAAGAAUGGGCUCUGUAAAUUCGACAUGCUUUAAGGAUGGAUUAGAAUAUCAAGGCAUACUGGAGAACGUUGCGCAGAGCCUGCUGAGCGAUACACAACUGACAACAGCUUCAGAUGAUAACAAACUUAUGGCCCGAGUCAAUUCACUUUGCUGCCUCCUGCAGCAGCAGGACACUGCUACGUCACCAGGGGUUCAGGCUGAAAGUAAAAGUCAGCUUAUUGAAUGGAACAAGGCUUCCGAGUCAAUUCAUGAGAGCGAGGCUGGAAAUGAGUUUAGGGUUACGGAAGAGUACUCCAAAGAUGAUGCUCCUGGCUGUAACCAGCAGGUACCAGCUAUGUCGAGGAAGGACUCGUUUGGGGAUUUACUGCUUAAUCUACCGCGAAUAGCAUCUCUGCCAAAAUUCCUGUUUGACAUAUCAGAAGAUGAUGAUGAUGAGAACCAAACGCGAUAGGGCCGGAAAGUCCUUGGUGUAAUAUUGCAUUUUAUGGUUGGAUUUCUGUCUCUCACCAUAUGUGGUGGGACUGUGGACUUUGAUCUUUUUCUGGGAGCCCAUAGACCAUGGCUAUUGGCUGGUAGUGGUAGGUAAAAGUGAACAUUUUGGACGAGGGGAGCUCUAGGGUUCGGAAAAUACUCUUUUUUGAUGAAGAAUCCUGGGAAGCUCUAUUUAGAAGAAGAAUAAUUAAUGUGUCGGAUUAGACCAUUCUCAAGAUUUAUUGAUGUUAAAAAAGUUA